GGAAAAGUGAGGUUGAGGAGGAUGGCUGAGGGGCAUGUUGGGCCCUACCCCCAGGUGUUCGUGGUGGACAGCCAGGCGAGCCACGUCCCCAUGCCCAGUGGGAGGCACCUUAGGUGGGGAGGGAUCGGCCGGAGAGCCCUUCAGCUCCUGGUGGGUCUUGCGCUGGUCGGGAUCGUCAUGGAAGCCUGCUUUAUCGUGCACUUGUACAACAGGACAGGGGUGAGUGAGGGUGUAUGUGUGUGUGUGGGCAAGCCUCGGUCUGUCCCCGAGCAUCUCAAGGGGAAUUCCUUGUCUGAAUCUAGACUCUCCCCCACACUGUCACUGUGCAUCACAACACACUUUAAAAGAGCCUUGUCACAUACACACACACACACACACACAAAAAACAAAAACACAUGCACACACACAUGCAAAUUCUAUAUGUUGUGUUUCUGUGCUUCUGACACUCAGAGGACAAACACUUCCUGUAACUAGUAUUGGUUGCAGUGUGAAAUCACAUCCUCCUCUUCCUCCCUUUCUCUCUCUCUUUCUCUCUGUCUCUCUCUCUCGCGCGCACUCUCUCUCUCCCUCUCUCUCUCCCUCUCCCUCUCUCUCUCUUUCUCUCAAUCCCUCUCUCUCUCUGUCUCUCUUUCUCCAUAUCUCAAUGUCUCUCUCUGUCUCUUUCUCUCUCUCCACCCCCCCCCCCAUCUCUGUCUCUCUCUCUCUCAAUUUCUUUCUCCCCCUUUUCUCCCUCUCUCUCUCUCUAGGCCCUGAUGAAUGCUCAAUCCUUUAUCCAGAGGGUAAGUGAAGUGUAUAUAGUACAAAUGCUGUGUGUGUGUGUGCCUGUGUGUGUGUGUGUGCAUGCAUACGUGUGUGUGCAUGUGUACGUGUGUGUGUGUGUGUGUGUGUGUGUGUGUGUGUGUGUGUGUGUGUGUGUGUGUGUGCAUGUGUACGUGUGUGUGUGUGUGUGUGCAUGUGUACGUGUGUGUGUGUGUAUGUGUCAGAGUCUCAGGCUAAAACACACUAUCUGUUUCAGAGUGGCUCAGCUCAGGGUCUGACUGGAUCUGAAGGUACACUUUAUUCUCCUCUCUCUCUCUCUCUCUCUCUCUCUCUCCUCUCUCUCUCUCUCUCUCUCUCUCUCGCUCUCUCUCUCCUCUCUCUCUCUCUCUCUCUCUCUCUCUCUCUCUCUCUCUCUCUCUCUCUCUCUCUCUCUCUCUCUCUCUCUCUCUCUCUCUCUCUCUCUCUCUCUCUCUCUCUCUCUCUCUCUCUCUCUCUCUCUCUCUAGUACAUAGAAUCAUGUAUACAGGAACAACACUACUGCUGUUGUAUUGUGGAAUCUUCAGUACAUACAUUUAAUUAAAUAAAAAGAAUAUGAAUGGUUAAUAAAUAAACAACAACAUCUACAUGUAUGAUGUUUACACUAUGUAUUACUGUCAGUUAUAUACAAUGGUCAUGGGAUGUCCCUCAGGAUAUGGCAGUCGUAAACAUAUCUGGCAGUAAUAUUUGCAGUUUCUCCCUCACCCAGAAUAAUUCCCAGCCUUAUGUCAUUAGUAAAUGCAGAGAAUCUGGGAAUUGAUUGAGAUAUUUUCUUGAAAGAAGAUUAUCCUAUUUGGGAGUAUUUCUCACAGUAGAGGAAAAAGUGCAUCUCUGUCUCUACCUCCCCUGUCGUGCAGUGACCACAUAGACUCCUCUCUGGGUGUCCGUGUCUUUCUCCCUUAUUCUGUAGCCAAUAGGUGGCUGAGCCUGUACUUGGUCAGCAUCUGUCUCUGUUUUGGAUCUCUGACAGAGUAGAGAUAUUCUGCCAAUGUGUAUUCUCUUUUGAGGGCCAAAUAGCAAUUUAGUUCAUUCUAUGUUUUUGAUUCAUUUUCCCAAUUUGUCAAACAGGAGGUUUUUCUUUAUCAAUUUAAUUGAUUUCCCUGUGUGUUUGGAUAAUAGGUUUGUUUUCUGGGUUCAGCUCUUGGGUUUCCAGUGCUUUGAAUUGUAAGAAUGUUUUGGGACUUAAUUUCAGAUGGCGCCAAAAUUGUACUGUCCUUUUCUUAAUAUUUACAAUGAAAGGGAAUCGCCCGAGUUCCGCUCUGAAUACAUUAUGUGGUACUUUCUUUUGGAUAUUUAGGAUAAUUCUGCAGAAUUCGGUAUGUAGAUUUUCAAUUGGGUUUUUCUCUUGAUAAAAUUACUAUUGAAGGUUUUGCACCAGAUGUUCUUCUUAUGGAGUAAAGUGCUUGGUGGUUUUUUCAUUUACUGGCACUGAUAGUUAGUCCCAGGUAGAUGUAUCAUUGGACAUGUUCAACCAUGGUGAAGGAGUGUCUGCUGCUCUGAUAGUUAGUCCCAGGUAGAUGUAUCAUUGGACAUGUUCAACCAUGGUGAAGGAGUGUCUGCUUCUCUGAUUCCUGGCCCUUUUCUGGGAAAUCAUGACCUUGGUUUUCUGAAAGUUGAUGUUGAUUGCUCUCUCUCUCUCUCUCUCUCUCUCUCUCUCUCUCUCUCUCUCUCUCUCUCUCUCUCUCUCUCUCUCUCUCUCUCUCUCUCUCUCUCUCUCUCUCUCUCUCUCUCUCUCUCUCUCAGUCUCUCUCGCUCUCUCUCUCUCUCUUUCUCUCUCUACCUAUCUUUCUUUCUCCCUCCCUCUUUCUCUCUAUCGCCCUCCCCCCACUCUCUCUCUCUCUCAUGACAUCAUUUCCUGUCCCCUGACACAGAGACCAAUGACAUUUUAGUCGAGCAUACGAGGAGGACACGCCCAGCUGAAAUCCAACGGAAACCCUCAGCACACUUGAUAGGUACAGUACAGCUUCUCAACACACACACAUGCACGCACACACACGCAUGCACGCACACACACACACACACACAAACACACAAACACACACACACACUUAACCAGCAAUAUCUGCUCUCUUCACUCCCCCUCUGCCCCAUAUCUUUCUCUCCCCCAUUCCCCCAUCUCUCUCCCCUUCCCCUUACUCUCCCUCACUCUGCCCCCUCCUUCCUUCUGCCCCCCCUCCCUCCCUCCCCUCCCCUCCCCGCUCCCUCCACCAGGCCUGUCAGUGGGUGAGGAUAGUGUCGUUCUGUGGGAAUCAGAUAAGGGCCUGUCUGCCUUCACAGAUCAGAUGGACUACAAAGAUGGCCACCUGGUGGCACAGAGGGAAGGUUACUACUAUGUGUACUCCAAAGUGCACUUCGUUGAAGACUGCUUUCUGUUCAAACACACGGUGAUGAGGAUCACAGAGGGUUACAAAAACAAACCACUUGUGUUGAUGAAAGCUAACAGGUCAGUGAGUGUGUGUGAGGUGGUGGUCAGGGGGUGGGGAGGGGGGGGGGGGAUAGGGCUCCAUUUGGGAUGCAACCUAAGUGUCUAUCUGCCUCUCCGUUAGGUACCAUUGCCCUUCCAAGGAUUCCAGACCAAAGAAGAGUUCUCAUCAGAAUCUUCUGAACAGCUACCUGGGCGGAGUCUUCCAACUGUUGCCUGGAGACAUCAUCUAUGUAACCGUUAAAAACAGGACGCUGCUGAGACUUGGAACUGAAGAUAAUUUCAUGGGGGCAUUCAUGAUUUAGGAGACAGUGUGUAUUGACACACACAUAUGGGCAGGCACGCAUACAUUUGUCAAUCAGAUUUGUGUGUCAGUUAUAUUAUUUCAACGUAUAGAUUCUAACCAUCCAUGGAUUAAGGCGGGAAUUCAAUCCAAGGUGUGUUAUAGGGAAUCACACUAGAAAGCAGACAAUGGCCUUUUUAAAGGUAUUUUAAUCUUGAGUCAACAUCUGCAGCUUUUACCGCGAAUGCCUCCUCUGCAAACGGCAGGGAAAAUAACUUUAAAACAUGCAUUGUCUAGUUCAGUGUUUCUCAGUUCUGGUCCUGGGGACC
Molecule: messenger RNA, 3829 nt
Organism: Coregonus sp. 'balchen'
Lineage: Eukaryota; Metazoa; Chordata; Actinopteri; Salmoniformes; Salmonidae
Source: the annotation of a GenBank genome assembly